Molecule: messenger RNA, 1213 nt
Organism: Musa acuminata AAA Group (dessert banana)
Lineage: Eukaryota; Viridiplantae; Streptophyta; Magnoliopsida; Zingiberales; Musaceae
Product: protein STAY-GREEN LIKE, chloroplastic-like
Exons: 5
Coding region: 126-872 (248 amino acids)
Source: RefSeq, a predicted model, not a curated record
CGCUCCUCAUAUCUCUAAUGCCUGACGCGAACCAAGGCCGUGCUGGUGUUUGUGGCGUGAAGGCCAUGGGGAGUGGACGAGGCCAUGCAUGAGGCGUAAAAGGAGUCGCCUCCUCAGGAGCUCCCAUGGCUUCUUGCUUCUCGGCGGGGAAUGCCUUCGCCAUCCCUUCUUCCUCCAUGGGCAGGGCUUCUGUGUCUGCUGCAGCUGCCCCGGCCAACCGCCCGGUGAUCCUGAGCUGUGAAAGGAGAGACUUCUACGGGCCUCUGGCAGCUAGGCUUUUGGGUCCUCCAACAAGAUUUGAAGCAUCAAAGCUGAAAGUAGUUUUCAUGGGAGAAGAAUUGGAGAAGCAGUCUUCAAGCACCAUUCCAAGGGCUUACACCCUGACACACUGUGAUUUCACAGCAAAUCUGACCUUAGCAGUAUCCAGUAAUAUGCACAGUAACAAGUUGAUGGGCUGGCAAACCACACUACAUUGGGAUGAUGUGGUGGCAGAGUGGAAGAAGAUAAAAGAAGAAAUGUCUUUGCAUGUGCAUUGCUAUGUAAGUGGAUCUAAUAUCCUUCAAGAUCUGGCUGCUGGAUUCCGAUACCAUAUCUUUUCUAAAGAGCUACCACUGGUUUUGAAAGCUGUGGUACAUGGAGAUUCCAUCCUAUUCAGCAAACACCCUGAGCUGAUGGAAGCUAAGGUGUGGGUGUACUUCCAUUCAAAAUCGAAGAAAUACAACAGAGUAGAAUGCUGGGGUCCUCUUAAAGAUGCUUCACAGAGAACAUUCGACGACAGAAUUGAUACUUCUCAAGCUUCGGUAUUUGAUAGCAUUGGGAAGUGGGGUAGCCCUAAAGCAAUCUUGCAUGCCCUAGUUACGAUCCUCCUCUGAGAGAACAGCUGUUGCCGAUAGAAGCAAGUCCUCUUCUAGGCUACAUGAUUGUCAUGGUCGGAUCAUUGAUUUCCUUCAUUAUUCUUCGUGCGGACAAGGAACUGGUGAAUGACAACCUUGCACAGUCCUGUAUGUUUUGGUCGAUUCGAUGUUGCCAGAGAUUGGUUCUCUACUUCUUCUCGAUGCUGUUGUUCUUCAUUGAUGUCCUUGUUCACAAAAAUGUAUCUAGAAAAUUGUAUCAUGAAACACUGAUUGAAGUUUCAUGUCUCCUAAUGGUGAUUCAUUAUACUGUUGCAAAAGCAGUUCUUGAGAAUACUACAAUGUCUCUAUUCUUCAGAAUU